Molecule: messenger RNA, 414 nt
Organism: Pochonia chlamydosporia 170
Lineage: Eukaryota; Fungi; Ascomycota; Sordariomycetes; Hypocreales; Clavicipitaceae
Exons: 2
Coding region: 1-414 (137 amino acids)
Source: RefSeq, a predicted model, not a curated record
AUGUUAAAAAGGGGACAGCAUGUCCUACUUGUGGUAAUGUCAAGUAGGAAUCAAGGUGGUGGUAAACUGAACCUUAGCUAUGGCGAAAUAAAUUGGAGAUUUUGUAUGAGGAUGAACACACCAGUGCGGUAUAUGCUUAGUUCUUGUCACUUUUCAGUCCCGUGGUUUGUCGCACUUUUUGGCCAUCUAAAUGGUGCAACUAGAGCCUCGGUUUUCUUCAGCCGACGAGAACCGAGCACCGACGUAGUCAGCUUCAGUUCUUGUGGACCAAUCCUGCUACAUUACAAUUGCCGUCACCAGACGUUUCCAGAAGAGCACGAACAAUAUAAUUUCUCCAGUCACAUUUAUUCUGUCGCGGCUAGAGUAAUAUUCCUUGAAUCUCAAGGUUCAAUAGCUUUAGCUGACACUCAAUGA